Messenger RNA from Naegleria gruberi, 429 nucleotides. RefSeq lists its product as uncharacterized. The transcript is spliced from 2 exons. The record is from RefSeq and is a predicted model, not a curated record. NCBI's taxonomy places the organism in Eukaryota, Heterolobosea, Eutetramitea, Acrasida, Naegleriidae. Bases 1 to 429 code for a protein of 142 amino acids.
AUGAAGGUUAAGCUUUUUAUGAUUCCUAAGGAAAAGGUAAAUAAUCAAGUUGCUUGUGUCGAAGAAUCAGCAUCUUUAGAACAAGCUAGCAAGAUUAUUGUGGAAAAGCACAUCGGAAGUGUUGUUGUGGUCAAUUCACUUCAUGAUCCUGUUGGAAUUAUCACAAAAACUGAUUUGGUGAAGGCAGGUUUCGUUGAAGGUCUUCCUUCCUCUACACCAGUCACUCAAAUCAUGCAUAAACAACUCGAAUUUUGUAAUGAAGAAAUUGAGAGAGAUCAAGUUGCUGAAUUGUUGAUGAAGAAGAGUAUUCAUCACCUCUUAGUUAGAAACAAACAUAAUGAAUGGACUGGCUUGACAACUUCCAUGGAUGUUGUAACAGAGGCAGCUCUUGAUGCUAAGGCAUUCCCUUGGGUAAGAAAUCACAAAUAA